Messenger RNA from Stegastes partitus (bicolor damselfish), 2233 nucleotides. RefSeq names its product ring finger protein 144B (gene rnf144b). Bases 356 to 1315 code for a protein of 319 amino acids. The record is from RefSeq and is a predicted model, not a curated record. The transcript has 8 exons. Gene Ontology annotation, molecular function: ubiquitin-protein transferase activity; zinc ion binding. NCBI's taxonomy places the organism in Eukaryota, Metazoa, Chordata, Actinopteri, Pomacentridae. Gene Ontology annotation, biological process: protein ubiquitination.
GACACACAGCAGGACACACACACACAGGCCAGACAGCAGCGAGCAGGACGGUUAAACAUGUCUUUAGUUUUUCUCUGAGCUCGGUGCGGCUGUUAGAAAGGGGCUAUCGGUGUGUCCGCAGCGGCGUUAGGCGUUGACAGCAGGUUAUUAUUCCAGCAGACCGUAUCAACACAUGUGUCUGUGCCACAGUAAUAAGAGCACUGCGGCUGUGCAUCUGGACUCAGGCUGCUCCUACACCCAGCGGUCCACAGGCAAGGAACAUGGAGGCUGAAGCUCCCCUCCAUCCCCAGCAGAAGGGCUAGGAGCAGCCUGAUUUCUCCAUAUUUCCCUCCCUGCCUGCUCGCUUCACCUCAUCAUGGCCAGCAGGAGUGCCACCCCGAGCCACCGGGAAGCCAGGGAUUCGGCACUGGAGACAUCUGAGGCUGCCGCUGACCCCCAGCCAGGGCCCGAUGUCUUCUGCAAGCUGUGCCUCAGUGAGCAGCCAUCUGCAGCCACCAAGGAACUGCAGAGCUGCAAGUGCAUUUUCUGCACCGCGUGUUUGCAGCAGUAUGUUCAGCUAGCCAUAAUGGAGGGUGGGGGUGCACCUAUCACCUGCCCAGAUAUGGCGUGCCAAAAGACUGGAGUGCUACUAGACUCUGAGAUAUCUAGUUUGGCUGCAGCAGAUCAGGCGGAGCUGUAUCAACGUCUGAAGUUUGAGAGAGAAGUGAAGCUGGACCCCAGUAAAGCCUGGUGCCCGGUGCUUGAAUGCCAGGCAGUGUGCAGUGUGCAGCCGAGCACCGAGGGCCAACCCGCCGCCGUGCCCUGCCCAUCCUGUCGCGCUGUCUUCUGCUCUGGCUGCAGAGGGCCGUGGCAGGACGGCCACACCUGCCCCGAGCGCCAGCCAAUCAUGUUGUCCUCACCCUCUCAUGAAAGCAGGGCCCACUCCGACAGUGACUCCGAUGUGCCCAUCAAGCAGUGUCCUAUGUGUGGUAUCUACAUCGAGAGGAAUCAGGGCUGUGCACAGAUGUUGUGUAAGAGCUGCAAACACACCUUCUGCUGGUACUGCCUGCAGAACCUGGAUGGGGAUAUCUUCCUGAGACAUUAUGAUAAGGGGCCGUGCAGAAACAAGCUGGGACACUCCAGGGCCUCGGUUAUGUGGAACAGAACGCAGGUGGUGGGUAUCCUGGUGGGAGUCAGCAUCAUUGUGCUGGUGACGUCUCCUCUCCUGCUGCUGGCAUCGCCCUUCAUCCUUUGCUGCGUGUGCAAGCCCUGCAGAGGGAAGAAGAAGAAGAAGAGGAAGAAGGACCUCAGCCAGCCAGACUCCUCCACAUCAUAGCAGCUCCCGCUCUCAUCUGCCUGCCCAGGAUCAUGCCACUAACCUCAUGAAAGCCAAGACAAGUGCACUGCAUGGUGGAAAAGAAAAUGACUUAAGGAACAAUGGGGCACUUUUUUUAUUUCUCGACAGGCUGGAACUGCAAGUGGGUCAUCCGGAUGAACAAGUACAGACUUUUAUAUGAAGCCUCAGUGAGACGGCUGCUCAGAAAUCACUCUUGAAUUGCAAGAGUAUGUACUUCAUCCGAUGGAAGUGUAUAUAUGUGGAGAAUGAAUGUAAGUCGCUCGCCUAGCUAGUUUUCAGAGGCACAACAGAUACUAAGUAGAAAUCGGUGGCUGUGAGAGUUUUUCCUGCACAGGGCUUUCUCUCUCUAACAUACACACACACACACGCAGUUCAAAGUGCAACGCCACCCUCAUGUGCCAAACGUCAUGAUGCCAAACCAGAGGUGUUAGGUGCUCAAGUGCCUCGCUCUACAGUGCCUGGUGCUUGGUUCAAUUUGUUUUGCCUUCCAUUCUAUCUUUAUCUUAUGCAAAAAAUUUUAGCAUAAUGAAAACGGACUGUCAGGAUCACACAGGGUUGUAUAUCCCGAAACAAUGCAAAACAUUCUUCGAUAAUGGGAGAAGGCAAACGGCAUCACGUGUGCACUGUUGAUUCUGUACUGAUAUGAAACACGAUAGGGCUGCAAUGGUGCACAGAGAACUCUUCCUCUGCGAAUGUUUGUUGUCUCCACCUGGCGUAUGUUCCAGACCAAAGGCUCUAAAGGAUAAUGUGUACUUUUCUAAAGUGUGUUAAUAUGUAUUUAUGGGCUAUGUGUGUAUGGUAUCAUUUCUACGUUUCUGUUGAUGUUUCUGCAUCAGAUAUUUUCUAAAAGCGCCAUUGUAAAUGAAAAUAAACAUAAUGUAUUGAACAUGCAUCCGA